Carassius auratus (goldfish) is the source of this 1435-nucleotide messenger RNA. It is a transcript of the gene ccng2, whose product is annotated as cyclin G2. NCBI's taxonomy places the organism in Eukaryota, Metazoa, Chordata, Actinopteri, Cypriniformes, Cyprinidae. The coding region runs from base 162 to 1154 and encodes 330 amino acids. The transcript is spliced from 8 exons. The record is from RefSeq and is a predicted model, not a curated record.
UACGUUUUCUACGUGACAGGCCCAGGGGGAGGAGCUACAUUCAACAUCAACAAAAGGAAAGAGAAGCAGAGAAAACAGACGAGAGAUUCUCGGAUAUACAAACACAAUAUGUCCUUUUGACAUCCCUGGUGUUUUGACGACUUGAAACACAAAGUGAAAAUAUGGAGGCAUUCAGACUGAUGAAGGAACUGAAGAGCAAUAUGGACCAAGAGGUUCAGUAUCUGCCAAAGGAAACCGGGCUCAGUUUGAUUGAAUCCACACAAGAGAACGGUAAUGGGGUUUCAGCCAAAUGUCGAGAUUCCCGAGUGGAAGAUCUCUGGAGCUUGACCAGUUUCUUCGGUUACAGCACUCAGACCUUUGUACUAGCCGUUAACCUGCUGGACAGGUUUAUAGCUAUGAUGAAGGUUCAGCCCAAGUAUCUGGCCUGCAUCAGCAUCGGUUGCCUUCACAUCGCCGCCCGAGUGACCGAAGAAGAGUGCAAUGUUUCGUCCAGCCAUGAGCUCAUUCGGAUCAGCCAGUGCAAGUUCACCGUCUCAGACCUCAGCCGAAUGGAGAAGAUCAUUUCAGAGAAGCUCAACUUCCAGUUAAAAGCCGUCACAGCCUUAACCUUCCUGCAUUUGUACCACGCCAUUGCACUUUCGCACACGUCCAACAGAAAAGACGUACUGAAUCUUGACAAACUUGAAGCCCAGCUGAAAGCCUGCCUAUGCAGAAUCAUUUUCUCCAAAGCAAAACCUUCGGUGCUCGCUUUGUCGCUCUUGAUGCUUGAAAUCGAGGCCUUACAGUCUGCAGACCUGCUAGAAAUCGCCCAGCGCAUACAAACACACUUAAAGAUCUCCAAGGCUGACCUGGCGCGCUGGCGAGGUCUGGUAGGUCAAUGUAUGAGGGAAUACUCCUCUCCAGAAUGUGCCAAACCUGACCACAAGAAACUGGUGUGGAUCGUCUCGAGGAGGACGGCGCAGAACCUGCACAGCAGCUACCGCAGCGUCCCCGAGCUGCCAACCAUCCCAGAGGGUGCGUGGGACGAGAGCGAGAGUGAGGAUUCAAGCGAAGACCUGAGCUCCGGGGAAGAAAGUCUGAGCAGUUCGCUGGGCAGCGACGCCGAGGGACCCUACUUCCCCCAAAACUUCCGCUGCCGUGCCCACAGACAGUAAACCACUUGCCAAGGAGCACAACCACCAAUGAAGAUGUGACUUCCUCGUCAUCUUCCAAGAUGAUGUCUCAGACCUCUCCUGGCUGGAAACCUAAAGUUGCACAGCGAGGUGCCAUUGUGCCUGGGUUCAACGAAACCCAAAAUAUCAGAAUUGUAUUUUAAAACUCUUCUUUUAUGGCUUUACAGAAAGCCAGUCCAAAUACUGUAAACAUCUCUCUUGAUUACUCGUGUUAAGCUAAAGGAGAAAUACUUCAGCACUGCAAAACACUGGCAGCUAAAAAC